This is a messenger RNA of Pseudophryne corroboree (corroboree frog), 2639 nucleotides long. RefSeq names its product protein kinase C delta type-like. Gene Ontology annotation, biological process: intracellular signal transduction; peptidyl-serine phosphorylation. The coding region runs from base 57 to 1562 and encodes 501 amino acids. The transcript has 9 exons. Gene Ontology annotation, molecular function: protein serine/threonine kinase activity; ATP binding. NCBI's taxonomy places the organism in Eukaryota, Metazoa, Chordata, Amphibia, Anura, Myobatrachidae. The record is from RefSeq and is a predicted model, not a curated record.
AUUCCGUGAGGCAGAAUGACAGUUGGUGUUAACGGUCCAGAGCUGAGCAGCCAGCGAUGGAGGCCAGUAAAGGAAAGCGGCGACCCCAACCCCAAAAUGCGAUGAAAGAAGAGAAAAAGAGCAUUGAGAAGAGGCGUGGAGUGAAGAGGAGCGCACAGGAGAGGUGCAGAGCGAAGAGGAGCGGAGAGAAGAGCAGAGACAGAAAGAUUGGAGGAGAAAAUAGCAGAGGUGCUGUACCAUCCAGCAGUCCUCAAAAUCCCAACGGGGAAGAUGUUAUCAAAUUCCAGCUCAUUACAAUCAACGAGCUUGGCGAGUAUGAGAACCCCCCGACUGGAGCAGGGAACAGGCCAAGUCUCACUGCAGAGGGUCAUCUGUACAAAAGAGAGAAACCAUCUUCCCCUGAGGCUGUAACUGGCAAGAAAAAGAGGAAACGUCAGAUAAAAGAAGGGACAGGACAGCAGAAGAGGGGGAAACACCAAGAUGAUGAGCAUAGAAAGCAGAAAAGGAGACAUCUGGAUGUGGCCGUGGUCCAAGAGAAGGUCAAGGGCAGUGAUUUCACCCCUCCAUUGGACAGACCAGGAGGCAGCAGAGUCUCCUCAGCCGGCCCCGGCUGCAGAACCCCAUUAUCCAUCGGGCGGUUCAUUUACCACCAAGAGCUCGGCCGUGGCAGCUACGGAAGAGUGUUACUGGCAUCUGACACUGUCACCAGAAGGCAGCUUGCAGUGAAGGUCAUUAAGAAAAGAGUUGUGGUGGAAGAAGAUAUGAUAAGAUCUGUGCUGGUGGAGAGAGAGGCACUGCAGGCUGUCAGGACGCCCUUUGUCGUCCGAGGGCUUUUUGCCUUCCAGACUGAGGAGCUCCUCUUCCUGGGAAUGGAGUAUGCCAAUGGAGGAGACCUUUAUGACCUAUUGGAAAGAACUGGUGCCUUGGACCUAAACACGGCAACUUUCUAUGCAGCGGAGAUUGUGUGUGGACUGGAACAUCUGCAUUCCAAGGGCUACAUCCAUCGAGACAUCAAACCAGAGAAUAUUCUCAUCCAUGGAGACGGCCAUAUUAAGAUUGCAGAUUUGGGCCUUGCAUUAAACAACAUGCAUGAAGGAGACGUCGCCACUGAAUAUGCAGGAACAACAGGCUAUAUUGCCCCCGAGAUGGAAGAUUUCCUCGGGUAUAACACCUCGGCAGACUGGUUCUCAUUUGGAGUUGUCCUAUUCCAAAUGCUGACCGGACAAUCCCCGGAAGAUAGCAGGCUAGUUGGCGUACAGGACUUUUCAUUAGACCCUGAUGCUGAAAACAUCAUUGAAAAGCUCCUGUGUGAAGAUCCUGAUAAGCGUCUGGGUGUGGAUGGUGUAAUUAGAGACCAUCCCUUCUUCUGGAGUAUGGAUUGGGAGAGGCUAGAGGCCCGCAAGAUACCACCCCCAUUCAUACCCAGCAAACCACCUAAGAAGUCGCUUCCACACCUGGCGAUCUCAGAUCUUCUGUCAGCUACACCAUCAGCCUGUGAGUCACCAAUUAGUUCCGUCCACCAGGAACUCUUCUGGGGAUUCUCAUUUGAGACCAGGAUAUAGCUGUCCUGCUGCAGAUUACAUCGGGGAACCCUUCAUGAGCUCUGCUGCACUUGAUAUGGCAUAACAUCACCCAUCCAUUCUCUGAGGCCCUUGUAACCAGUAACUAUAUCAUCUGACGUUUCCUCAGUGAAGAUAAGAUCUUUAAACAUCCUUGCCAUCCUUGCCAUAAUAACAUCAUUUAUUUAAAUGUACACUGCAGUGAGCUUCUGAGCCUCUACGUCCCAAGCUCCAGUAUCCAUCAGAGGAUGAUAGAGAAGUAAGAUCUAAGGAGUGUGAUUGGCCGGCUAUGGGGAAGGUGGAGGCCGGACUUUUUUUUUCUCUAUCAUCCUCCCACAAAGGAGAGGGAUAUAAUAAGUUAUCCAACUAUUAUAAUAUCAUUUAUGUAAAUUUACACUCUGCGUGAGCUUGUGAGCCUCUACAUCCAAAGCUCCAAUAUCCCACUCCCCUUAUACUAUAUAUACAUGUAAUGGCUGCGCUCCCCUGUAAAUUUGUCACAUGUCACUACCAUUUCCAGUAUUCCACCUACUGGUUCUGAGCUCUCAUAUCCCUAUUGUAUUCUAGAUCUAGUUACUUCUGUCUUGUCCUCGAUCGCAGACUCCAGUGUUUACUUUUUUGGAUCUCCCCGUUUUUCCCUGGCACUAUAGUACCACCCUCUUUCUCUUGUUUUCUGUCUUUGAGCAGCUCCUCUCUUCUUUGAGUCUUUCGUUCUAUCGGCAUUGACUCGGGUCACUCAGUCAAAGGUUAAGCUCAUACUACCACCAGUGGCGUAAGUCCUGAUGGCAUCCCAGUACCGGUAGGCACAUAAAGCCUUAUGGGAAAAGCGGCUAUUAUAGGCAAGAAGACCUGCUGGUGAGUUCUACGAGUCUUAACCCAGGGUGUACAAGGGUCACUAUCCAGAAGAUCUUCAGGGGCAACAAACCCUUCUGAUAGAAAAUUCUUCAGUUGUAACAAAAUUUUGUAUACAAAUGAAUUUUAACUUAUAUACCUAUAUAUUUAUUACAGCUCUGCCUAUUAUUACAGAGUAAAUAUAUAAAUUGCAGAUUUUUUUCUCAGAAAUUUUUAAAUUAAAGCACUACA